AUGAAGUCCAAUUAUGUAACUUGGUCUCCCUCUUCUCUCUCCCCCUUUCCAUCCCACAGUGGUCUGUCCCAGCAGCCAGGCAGUGUGGAGCAGAUCUCCCUCCACUGCUCGGAGGGUGCUCUGGACUGGCUCUACCCUAAGGGGGCGCUUCGCCUCACCCUGUCCCCCAGGUUGACCUCUGCGGCGGUGGGGCCGGGGGGCAGCAGCUCAGGCCUGAUCACGGCCUGCGUCAAGCCCUCGGAGCACUUCCACGGGGCCCAGCUCUACCUGGAGAGAGACGGGGUCCUGGAGCUCCUGGUAGGGGACCGUCUGGAGACGUCUCCCCCACCCCGGGUGCGCUGCUUCAGCCGCUUGCCCGGCGAGAAGGUGGCCCUCUUCCUCCAGGCCACGCCCCACCAGGACAUCAGCCGCCGCAUUGCAUCGUUCCGCUAUGAGCUGCGAGGGGAUUGGACGGCACGCCUGUCACUCGAUUCAAACCCCAUCAGCAGUAAUGAAGGUGAGUUGGAAUGAGGAGGGAGGCAGCCAUGCUAGAUCAGUCUAGGUCAUGGAAGGGUCAUUUGGGCUGAAACAGAUACACAUAAAAGAUUUCUCUCAAUACAAAGCAAGGAAAAUACAGUGUUGAAUUUGUUUUGAAUAUGCUCCCUGAGGGUUGAUGGGCCUAACAAACAACUUUUAGAAUUUGUUUUAGCUCAGAUUCGAUAACUCAAUUCUCCUCUCACCUACAUGCUUCCAGUAUUUCUUUUUGCAUGGGUCUCUGAAUCCUAUUAAAUUGCAUUCUGGCAAACCUCCCCUAAAUAUGUUUCCUCACUCUUAAGCACAAACAGACCUUUUUUGGGGGGUUAGUUUUUAGUUUUCUGUGUGUCCAGGCAGAGGAGAGUGGGGGAAGUGUCCUCUAGUUUGCCUGGACACAUAGGCCUACAGACCCUGUCGCCUGGUUUAGAUUUGAAAGGGAGUGGAGAGAGGCAGAGAAAGAAGAGAGGGAGGAGGGUUAGCGGGACAAAAGCCCAGUAUGUGGGGCCUUCUCUCCAGAGCCCGGAGCUCCUUUCAAUGGAGCCUUCGCAUGAGUGUUCUGAGAUUACUGCCGUUGCCUUGGCGACAGGGAGGCCUCUGCCCCAGCUGAGAUGCUCCCCUCAUUUGUUGAGCUGCCCCUCUGUAGGGAGGCUUGUCUCUAAGAAUACACCCCCUCUCCGCUCAAGAGUCUACACACACACACACUGGCUGGGCAUGGGGGAGGUUUGCUCUAUGGGCCAGGGAGGAGGAAGGAAUCUCAUUUAUCAGACUUUUUCACUAAGAAGGGGAAUGUGUGGAGGGGGCAGCUAGGAGGGGUGGUGGUGAACUUCUUGGAACUCACAAGGCCAGAAGAACUUUAAAAAAUGCCAGGGUGUUUUUUUUUGUUGCAGUACAGUCAAUUCAAUGCAGCCACAGUUUGGUGGUUUUGUUUCGCUCUACGUUGUGGAUUGGGUCCUUGUAUGAAACGGAGGAGGAUAUUUUAAUUUCCUCUGUGACGUUUUUAAAGUGAUAAACAGCUGUGAUUGAAGCCGUCAAUCUCCUAGAAAAUAAGUAAGUGCCUUCAGAAAAAGUGUAGAAGUGGAACUUAGCCCAUUGAAAUCUUUUGAAGUUUUCCACCCUCCUCUCUUGCCCUUGUCUGGUUGGCUUUGAUGCGGUGUGGGUGCAAACACCCUAGCAGGGUCUAGGGGGGAAGUGGGGGCGGGAGGUAGGUGGGGUGUUUCAUUUCAUUUGGCUUUAAAAACGUCUGGGGCCAGUGGAGUUUCACUGGCCUUCCUCUCUAAACCGUAAAAGUAGCAACUGUCUGAAAGAACACUGCAGUUGGUCCGUGUGGGUGUAUGUCCUUGCACAGUGUUUUGUUCCAUUUGCAUCACGAUCUUUGUUAUAAGCUCGUCUCCACCCUUUAAGUCUCCUUUAAGUGUGCAACAGGAUAGGUUAGAGCUCAACACGUUUUUAAUUUAAAAAAAAAAGUUUUUAUAUAGGUAUUAUGUGGUUUACAAUAUCACGAGGGAGUAAACCAAUUUGAAAGAGGAUGUACAGUGGCUUGCUAAAGUAUUCAACCCCCUUGGCAUUUUUCCUAUUUUGUUGCCUUACAACCUGGAAUUAAAAUGGAUUUUUGGGGGUUUGUAUCAUUUGAUUUACACAACAUGCCUACCACUUUGAAGAUGCAAAAUAUUUUUGGGGGUGAAACAAAUGAAAAGAAAACUUGAGCAAGCAUAACUAUUCACCCACCCCAAAGUCUAUACUUUGUAGAGCCACCUUUUGCAGCAAUUACAUCUGCAAGUUUCUUGGGGUAUGUCUAUAUAAGCUUGGCAUAUCUAGCCACUGGGAUUUUUUCCCCAUUCUUCAAGGCAAAACUGCUCCAGCUCCUUCAAGUUGGAUGGGUUCCGCUGGUGUACAGCAAUCUUUAAGUCAUACCACAGAUUCUCAAUUGGAUUGAGGUCUGGGCUUUGACUAGGCCAUUCCAAGACAUUUAAAUGUUUCCCCUUAAACCACUCAAUUGUUGCUUUAGCAGUAUGCUUAUGGUCAUUGUUCUGCUGGAAGGUGAAACUCCGUCCCAGUUUCAAAUCUCUGGAAGACUGAAACAGGUUUCCCUCAAGAAUUUAGCGCCAUCCAUCAUUCCUUCAAUUCUGACCAGUUUCCCAGUCCCUGCCGAUGAAAAACAUCCCCGAUGAUGUUCUCGGGGUGAUGAGAGGUGUUGGGUUUGCGCCAGACAUAGUGUUUUCCUUGAUGGCCAAAAAGCUCAAUUUUUGUCUCCUCUGACCAGACUACCUUCUUCCAUGUGUUUGGGGAGUCUCCCACAUGCCUUUUGGUGAACACCAAACGUGUUUGAUUAUUUUUUUCUUUAAGUAAUGGCUUUUUUCUGGCCACUGUUCCGUAAAGCCCAGCUCUGUGGAGUGUACGGCUUAAAGUGGUCCUAUGGACAGAUACGCCAAUCUCCACUGUGAAGCUUUGCAGCUCCUUCAGGGUUAUCUUUGGUCUCUUUGUUGCCUCUCUGAUUAAUGCCCUCCUUGCCUGGUCCGUGAGUGUUGGUGGGCGGCCCUCUCUUGGCAGGUUUGUUGUGGUGCCAUAUUCUUUCCAUUUUUUAAUAAUGGAUUUAAUGGUGCUCCAUGGGAUGUUCAAAGUUUCAGAUAUUUUUUUAGAACCCAACCCUGAUCUGUACUUCUCCACAACUUUGUCCCUGACCUGUUUGGAGAACUCAUUGGCCUUCAUUGCUUGGUGGUGCCCCUUGCUUAGUGGUGUUGCAGACUCUGGGGCCUUUCAGAACAGGUGUACAGUGGGGGGAAAAAGUAUUUAGUCAGCCACCAAUUGUGCAAGUUCUCCCACUUAAAAAGAUGAGAGAGGCCUGUAAUUUUCAUCAUAGGUACACGUCAACUAUGACAGACAAAUUGAGAAAAAGAAAUCCAGAAAAUCACAUUGUAGGAUUUUUAAUGAAUUUGUUUGCAAAUUAUGGUGGAAAAUAAGUAUUUGGUCACCUACAAACAAGCAAGAUUUCUGGCUCUCACAGACCUGUAACUUCUUCUUUAAGAGGCUCCUCUGUCCUCCACUCGUUACCUGUAUUAAUGGCACCUGUUUGAACUUGUUAUCAGUAUAAAAGACACCUGUCCACAACCUCAAACAGUCACACUCCAAACUCCACUAUGGCCAAGACCAAAGAGCUGUCAAAGGACACCAGAAACAAAAUUGUAGACCUGCACCAGGCUGGGAAAACUGAAUCUGCAAUAGGUAAGCAGCUUGGUUUGAAGAAAUCAACUGUGGGAGCAAUUAUUAGGAAAUGGAAGACAUACAAGACCACUGAUAAUCUCCCUCGAUCUGGGGCUCCACGCAAGAUCUCACCCCGUGGGGUCAAAAUGAUCACAAGAACGGUGAGCAAAAAUCCCAGAACCACACAGGGGGGACCUAAUGAAUGACCUGCAGAGAGCUGGGACCAAAAGUAACAAAGCCUACCAUCAGUAACCCACUACGCCGCCAGGGACUCAAAUCCUGCAGUGCCAGAUGUGUCCCCCUGCUUAAGCCAGUACAUGUCCAGGCCCGUCUGAAGUUUGCUAGAGUGCAUUUGGAUGAUCCAGAAGAGGAUUGGGAGAAUGUCAUAUGGUCAGAUGAAACCAAAAUAGAACUUUUUGGUAAAAACUCAACUCGUCGUGUUUGGAGGACAAAGAAUGCUGAGUUGCAUCCAAAGAACACCAUACCUACUGUGAAGCAUGGGGGUGGAAACAUCAUGCUUUGGGGCUGUUUUUCUGCAAAGGGACCAGGACGACUGAUCCGUGUAAAGGAAAGAAUGAAUGGGGCCGUGUAUUGUGAGAUUUUGAGUGAAAACCUCCUUCCAUCAGCAAGGGCAUUGAAGAUGAAACGUGGCUGGGUCUUUCAGCAUGACAAUGAUCCCAAACACACCGCCCGGGCAACGAAGGAGUGGCUUCGUAAGAUGCAUUUCAAGGUCCUGGAGUGGCCUAGCCAGUCUCCAGAUCUCAACCCCAUAGAAAAUCUUUGGAGGGAGUUGAAAGUCCGUGUUGCCCAGCUACAGCCCCAAAACAUCACUGCUCUAGAGGAGAUCUGCAUGGAGGAAUGGGCCAAAAUACCAGCAACAGUGUGUGAAAACCUUGUGAAGACUUACAGAAAACGUUUGACCUGUCAUUGCCAACAAAGGGUAUAUAACAAAGUAUUGAGAAACUUUUGUUAUUGACCAAAUACUUAUUUUCCACCAUAAUUUGCAAUUAAAUUCAUUAAAAAUCCUACAAUGUGAUUUUCUGGAAUUUUUUCUCUCAUUUUGUCUAUCAUAGUUGACGUGUACCUAUGCUGAAAAUUACAGGCCUCUCUCAUCUUUUUAAGUGGGAGAACAUGCACAAUUGACUAAAUACUUUUUUCCCCCACUGUAUAUAUACUGACAUCAUGUGACAGAUCAUGUGACACUUAGAUUGCACACAGGUGGACUUUAUUUAACUAAUUAUGUGACUUCUGAAGGUAAUUUGUUGCACCAGAUCUUAUUUAGGGGCUUCAAAUCAAAGGGGGUGAAUACAUAUGCACGCACUACUUUUCCAUUAUUUAUUCUUUAGAAUUUUUUGAAAUAAGGUAUUUUUUUCAUUUCACUUCACCAAUUUGGACUAUUUUGUGUAUGUCCAUUACAUGAAAUCCAAAUAAAAAUCCAUUUAAAUUACAGGUUGUAAUGCAACAAAAAAUAGGAAAAACGCCAAGGGGGAUGAAUACUUUUGCAAGGCACUGUAAUUAGCGUUUGUUUGAUUAGUGGAGCUCUCCAAUUGACCUUCUCUUUCUUUUUUCCUUCCCCUUCCCCUUCUCCCUCUCCCUCUCUCCCCAGGUGCCUGCAGACCCUGUAACAACACAGAGCUCAUUAUGGCCGUCUGCACCAGUGACUUUGGUGAGUUCUGCUCUUUUACAACCUCCUGUUUUGUUGUCCGGGCUGCCGUAUAACAAUAAAACAACACGCCAGACCAGGAACAGUUUGGUGUCACAUUGAAUUUCGUCCUCCAAUUCAACUGGAUUUGUACAUUAACUUCAAUACAAAAUGGCAAGAAAAGACAUUCAGUUGCAGAGAAAAAAGGUAAUGAUUUUGUGGCAGGAUUGAGGAACUACAAAUCGGUUGUGUUGAAUCAGCUUAAAGUAGGGGUACCCCAGGUCUGAGGUUGGUGUAAAUCCAAAUCCUCCCCCCUCUGAACUACUUAAUUUAUUCAGAGGUCAAAGGUGAAACAGCAUUACUUUAGCCUCUCUAGUUCCCUGAAGUUCCCCUAAACCCCCACUCCUCAAGGCACUGUAGUGGAAUAAUCCCCCCCCCCCCCCCCCCCCCCACCCUAGACAGUGCAGUGGACUAAUCCGCAUGGCUCUAAUUGAGCCGUAAUCAGGCUUAGUGGCAGCCCCUUGGCAACAGAAAGUUAGGGGGAUUACAGAACUGUCCCAGGCAGCUCUCCAUACUCAUUUCACUGACUCUAAUGUUAGCCUCUGGUGGGUUAGGAUCCUAGUUACUUGUUUAUUACUUCAGCUGUUUUUUGGCAGCUAAAGCGUGGCAGAUAUUUUCCAGUGAUUACCAAUAUUAUGUUUUUAGAAUGUGAACAGCAGGUAUUGAAGCAAAUUACAUCCAUUCAAAGAUGUAUCCUCCACCAUCUUAGUCCACAUUUUGUUUAACUAUGAUUUUUGUAUUUGUAACAGCUGCUACAAACAAAUUUGGUCAAUAGAGCUUUUGACUAACCAGUUUGUCUCUUCUCCCCACAGUGGUGCGUGGUAACAUUAAGGCAGUGGACGAGGACAGUGAGCUACGGGCGGCUGUAAUCAAAGUCAGCGCCACCCGAGUAUUCCGCCAGAAAUAUGCCCUGUUUACCAGCACCGGCCGUUUGACCCGCUCGGGCGAGAUCAGGACCCUGCUGCAGUGUGGUGUCCGGCCCGGGGCAGGCAGCUUCCUCUUCACCGGCCGCGUCCACUUCGGUGAGGCAUGGUUGGGCUGCGCCCCCCGCUACAAGGACUUCCUCCAGGCCUACGCUCAGGCCAAGUUGGCCCAGCAGCUACCCUGUGAAAUGGCUGUGGACUGA
Messenger RNA from Coregonus sp. 'balchen', 6539 nucleotides. The record is from the annotation of a GenBank genome assembly. Lineage: Eukaryota; Metazoa; Chordata; Actinopteri; Salmoniformes; Salmonidae.